Molecule: messenger RNA, 1977 nt
Organism: Doryrhamphus excisus (bluestripe pipefish)
Lineage: Eukaryota; Metazoa; Chordata; Actinopteri; Syngnathiformes; Syngnathidae
Source: RefSeq, a predicted model, not a curated record
GAACGCAACUACGACUACACGCUCUCGUGCUCGCCUCCUGGCUGGCUGUAUGGCGCGCACACAUGCGCCUUUAUUGUACAUUUGUUUGGAGGGAAGUGGCAGAUGAAGGAGUUUCUGUCUGGAUUUGGUCAACGAACUGGCAACUCUCUGACCUCUUCACAGGGGCUAUAACCGACAAUUGGGGGAGUGGCAUUCACCUCACAAGACCCAGGCAUGAGCAUGAUGAAACCAACAACUCAGAGGUGCCGAGCUCCCACCACCUGUGGGGUAGCUGCCAUAAAGAACCCCUUACUGGGCAGGACAGGACCCCGGCUCAAAAGAACCAGCACCCAGGAACAACGGGGUCCACCAGAGAAGAGCUGCUGCUGGAAUGAUAUAUAUUAUUUUAGAAUGACACCGCCACCAACCAUUGUAAUUCAGCGGCAGGAAAUGACAUCAUACUUCAAACUUUUUGACGAUGACCUAAUCCAAGACUUUUUGUGGAUGGACUGUUGCUGUAAAAUGACGGACAAGUAUCUCCUUGCCAUGGUAUUUGUCUACUUCAAAAGAUCCCGCUUCUCUAUUGCAGAAUACAACAAGAACAACUUUUUCAUUGCCCUGUACCUUGCAAACACCAUGGAGGAAGAAGAAGAGGAAAGUAAAUAUGAGAUUUUUCCAUGGGCAUUGGGUAAGAACUGGAAGAAGACGUUUCCUCUUUUCCUCAAGCAGAGGGACAAACUUUGGGCUCGCAUUGAGUUCAGAGCAGCAGUCAGUAGACGCUGCUGUGAAGAGGUGAUGGCCAUCAUGCCCUCUCACUUUGUGUGGAAGCGAGAGCGCUCAGAGCACCACAGUGGCGCUCAGCGCCAUUAUGACCAAAGAGACAAAGCACGUCUUCCACGAGGGCCUGCGGCCUCUCCAAUCCCCUGCACACACUGCAACCACCAGAAAAGAUUUGAUCAUCAGAUCCAUUCCUCUUCUACCCCCAUAAUGUCAUCUGUGCAAAGCUCCUGCCCGACACUCCCACUUGGCUAUCAGCUGAAUUUGGAGAAAACGCCACCCAGGGUCCCAGCCGCUUGCAGGGAGAGAAUCAAAAACAAAAAUCCUCAGCAUUCCUCCUGCAGCUGUAUAGUACCUGGCAAUGAAUUGUCCAGCUCCUCUGUGUAUGACUCUUCCAUGAACUGGAUCAAUGACGAUAAGAACAUCUCACCACAUCAGCAGUGUUCACAACUUCCUUUUUCAGUCUCCCACCCUGUGGGCACUCAUACCCUGAAGAAGAUGCCUUAACCAACAACACCCCAUUAGUCUUUAGUGGGUGUAAUAAUGAGCCAAUGGGAUAAACACGAGAGGCAUAUUUAUUCCACACUGUUCUUGAUAUUUAUAUAUUUAUAUGUGAUGGAGUUUAAGUUAUGCCACAUAAACUCAAUUAGUGUCAUAGAACUGUAUGUUUGUGUUUUGGACUGUUGCCUGUGUCUAUACUAUUAACUGCUUCCUCAUAAAUUGUCAAAUACUAUCUUUCAUUUCAUUGUUUGGCAAUACUUGUACAUAGUCGUACUAGAAAAGUAAUGCAAAAAGUACAUACUCCACAAGCCUUAUUGAUGAAGCUUUGAAACUCUCGUUCCCUCCCACAUUGCAUAAACGUAAAUGUUUUGGCAUUAAGGUUAAUGGGAGAAUCUAAAUCGUCCAAAGCUAUGAAUGUGAAUGGUUGUUUGUCUAUAUGGGUGUGAUUGUUUGGCAACCAGUCCAGGGUGUACCCUGCCUCUCGCCCAGGCGAGCCCUAGGCUCCAGCGUACCACCCCCAUGACCCUGGUAAGGACAAGCGGCAUUGAAGAUGGAUGGAUAAAGCUGUGAAAUUGGGAUCUGAACCAAAAUAAAGUUGGAGAAUUUUUGGAAGUCACAUUAUAAUUCAGUGAAAUGUACUCUUUGAUUUUUGUAAUACAUUCAUUCAGCUUUUUGAUCCUCAGAUCAGAUUUAUUUUCCAUAUACUUUACAAACGAAUAU